Hordeum vulgare subsp. vulgare (domesticated barley) is the source of this 2639-nucleotide messenger RNA. Its product is annotated as polycomb group protein EMF2B-like. The transcript is spliced from 21 exons. NCBI's taxonomy places the organism in Eukaryota, Viridiplantae, Streptophyta, Magnoliopsida, Poales, Poaceae. The coding region runs from base 255 to 2054 and encodes 599 amino acids. Gene Ontology annotation, cellular component: nucleus. The record is from RefSeq and is a predicted model, not a curated record. Gene Ontology annotation, molecular function: chromatin DNA binding.
CUCGUCUGUGUGUGUCUCUCUGGGCUUGGGCUUGGGCUUGGGCUGGGGCUGGGGCUGGGGCUGGUGCUGGGCCGACCAAGAGGGAGUGAGCAGCCUGACCUAGAGGCUAGAGGGAGAGGGUGGCUUGUCCUCCGCCGACGCCGAAGCCGAAAUCCCUAACGCCGGCGCCGGCGCCCUUGUCCGUUCACCAUCGCGCGCCCGUCCCAUAGCUUGGAUUUCGAUUUCGAUUUAGGGCAAGGGCAAGGGCAGACCACAUGUGCCGUCAACCGUCCACGCCUGACUUGUCUCCAGAUGAGCAGCUUGCUGCCGAAGAAACCUUCAAGUUGUACUGCAAGCCAGUUGAGCUCUGCAAUGUUAUUCAAAAACGAGCCCUUGAUAAUCCCGCUUUCCUGCAAAGAUGCCUUCAUUACAUGAUACAGGCAAGCCGUAAAAAGAGGAUUCAACUAACCGUAUCCCUUUCUCGAGGUAUCGAAUGCCCAGACCAGAAUAUCUUCCCCCUUUAUCUUCUCUUAGCUACACCUACUAGUGAUAACAUCCCACUUGAAGGGCAUUCUCCUAUAUAUCGAUUCAGCCGUGCCUGUUUGCUUACGUCAUUCAGUGAAUUUGCUAGCACCAAAGCCACAUUCAUGAUUCCAGACGUCAAGAAUAUAGCAACCUCCCGAGCUUGCAACCUCAGCGUUAUCCUUAUCCGCUGUGCUUCACAAGGGCAAGCUGGAGAAAACAACUGCUCCGGGGACCAUGUGGAAGCAUCUGCUCUCCGAAAGCUUGAAGGGAAAUGUUUCUGGGGUAAAAUACCAAUUAAUUUACUUGGUUCGUCUUUGGAGAAUUGUGUGACUUUAAAUCUGGGACAUACCGUGGAGUUGGCUUCUACAGUUACUAUGAGCCCAAGCUUCUUAGAGCCAAAAUUUCUGGAGCAGGACAGUUGCUUGACAUUUUGCUCUCAUAAGGUUGAUGCUACGGGUUCAUAUCAACUCCAAGUUGGCAUAUCCGUUCAAGAGGCUGGUGCCAGAGACAUGUCUGAAUCUCCGUAUAAUAGUUACUCAUACAGUGAUGUCCCACCUUCAUCAGUAUCUCAUAUUAUAAGGUUAAGAGCUGGUAAUGUGAUUUUCAACUUCAAGUACUACAACAAUACUAUGCAAAAGACUGAAGUCACUGAAGAUUUUGCUUGCGCCUUUUGCUUGGUAAAGUGUGGAAGCUACAAGGGCCUGGGGUGUCACUUGAACUCAACGCAUGACCUAUUCCACUUUGAGUUUUGGAUAUCUGAAGAAUGCCAGGCUGUUAAUGUUAGUCUGAAGGCUGAUGCCUGGAAAAUGGAGCUUAUGGGCAAGGGAGUUGAUCCAAGACAUCAAACAUUUUCCUACUGCUCAAGGCUUAAGGUGCGUCGUCGAAGGUCGGUAGCCACAGCUGAGAAUAUAAGCCCCGUACAUCCACAUAUCAUGGAUUCAGGUUCACCCGAAGAUACCCAGGCAGGGUCUAAAGACGAGUUUGUUCAGAGGGAAGAUGAUAAUAAUUCGGUAGCACUCGAUUCUGCCGAGCACGAUCACUCAUUAAAUGGUAGCAAUCUUACACCGCCGACAGUACUAGAGUUUGGGAAGACAAGGAAACUGUCUGCGGAGCGAAGUGAUCCCAGAAACCGACAACUCCUGCAGAAACGUCAGUUCUUCCAUUCUCACAGGGCACAGCCAAUAGCAGUGGAACAAGUUUUCUCAGAUCAUGACAGCGAGGAUGAAGUGGACGAUGACAUUGCCGACUUCGAAGAUAGACGGAUGCUUGCUGAUUUUCUUGAUGUCACAAAAGAUGAGAAGCUUAUUAUGCAUAUGUGGAAUUCAUUUAUUCGGAAACAAAGGGUGCUAGCUGAUGGGCAUAUACCUUGGGCCUGUGAGGGCUUUUCCCGGCUUCAUGGACCGCAGCUUGUACAAAACCCUCCUCUGCUCUGGUGCUGGCGUUUUGUCAUGAUUAAGCUGUGGAACCACAACCUACUGGAUGCGCGCGCCAUGAACACCUGCAACAUGAUUCUUGAGGGAUACCACCCCCACCCUAAGAAGAAGACGUGAGUCGAUCGAGCACCUGUGGAUCAUCCCAUUCCCCACCCCAAGAAGAUGUGAGUCGAUCGAGCACCUGUGGAUCAUCCCAUUCCCCACCCCAAGAAGAUGUGAGUCGAUCGAGCACCUGUGGAUCAUCCCAUUCCCCGAUCGAGCACCUGUGGAUCAUCCCAUUCCCCACCCCAAGAAGAUGUGAGUCGAUCGAGCACCUUCCAUUCCAUGGGGGUUGGUUUUGGUUGGUUACUUUUAAACAGAAUCAGAGGAUCCAUGUUUGUAGCCCUGAAAGAAGCUUUUUCUUUCUUUCUUUUGACAGUUAAAAACAGCAGGAGAGGCUCCUACUGGUGUUUCAUUUCCAAAAGUAUGUUACAGGGUAAUUACAAAGCCAUGGCUUGGCAAGAUGUUGGUAGAUUUGAGAUGAUUCCAUCCACAAAUGAGGAUUGUUUAGGGAGGGCUAUUCUCAUUGAGUGUUUACUUUAGCUAGGAUUGAUCUGCCUGUUGAGGUUUUUUUUUUCAUAAAACAAGUCUUUUAUUUAUUUAUUUUGUUUCCAUGUGUCGAGCGAGUAAACAAACACCGUCCAGGAACUAUUCCCCGAAAAA